Molecule: messenger RNA, 1075 nt
Organism: Gossypium raimondii (Peruvian cotton)
Lineage: Eukaryota; Viridiplantae; Streptophyta; Magnoliopsida; Malvales; Malvaceae
Product: 30S ribosomal protein S3, chloroplastic-like
Exons: 2
Coding region: 1-747 (248 amino acids)
Biological process (GO): translation
Cellular component (GO): cytosolic small ribosomal subunit
Molecular function (GO): RNA binding; structural constituent of ribosome
Source: RefSeq, a predicted model, not a curated record
AUGGCCAAAGGUAGGGGGAGAUCUAGUAGAACUCAGGGCAAAAGUAGUGGUCGACCUGGGAAUGCGUCGCCGAGGGAGACGUGGAGGAUUAUUGGACAAAAAAUAAAUCCACUUGAUUUCAGACUUGGUACAACCCAAAGUCAUCAUUCUCUUUGGUUUGCACAACCGAAAAAGUAUUCCGAGGGUCUACGAGAAGAUAAAAAAAUAAGAGACAGUGUCAAGAAUUAUGUACAAAAAAAUAGGAGACUAUCUUCUGGUGUCGAGGGAAUUGCACGUAUAGAGAUUCAAAAAAGACUGGAUCUAAUUCAGGUGAUAAUCUAUAUGGGUUUUCCUAAAUUAUUAAUUGAAGAUAGGCCACGAAAACUCGUAGAACUACAGAUGAAUGUGCAAAAAGAACUUAAUUGUAUGAAUCGGAAACUCAACAUUGCUAUUAUAAGAAUUGGAAAUCCUUAUGGGCACCCUAAUAUUCUUACCGAAUUUAUAGCCAGACAAUUAAAGAAUCGAGUUUCAUUUCGAAAGGCAAUGAAAAAGGCUAUUGAAUUAACUGAGCAAGCGGAUUCAAAAGGAAUUCAAAUACAAAUUGUAGGGCGUAUUGACGGAAAAGAAAUCGCACGUGUCGAAUGGAUCCGAGAAGGUAGGGUUCCUCUACAAACCAUUGGAGCGAAAAUUGAGUGUUGCUCUUAUAGAGUUCGACCUAUCUAUGGGGUAUUAGGAAUCAAAAUUUGGAUAUUUAUAGACGAAGAAUAAUAAGAAUAAGACUCUACUUGUCUUUCCGUUCUAUUCUAAGAUAGAACAAAAAAUGACAAAUUCUUUGAUUUUUUGAUUGAACAUAAAAAUAAAAAAAUGAGAAGUUCUAAAUUCUAUAAGGUUAAAUAAAAAUUUGAUUGAUCAUUUGAUAUAAUUGCUAUGCUUAGUGUGAGACUCGUUGGGUUUUUUAGCCUUAGGAUUCAAAAAAAAUGGGCGGACCACAGUAUAAGCUAAUAACUAUAGCACUAAUAACCAACUCAUCGCUUCGGAUUAUCUGGAUCCAAAGAAUCAGUCAAGAUAUGAUAUAUUGGUCAUAUCAUUAUAGCAA